GCGGGGCGGCGCGGGCCGCCACCAUGGAGCCGCAGCGCCGGGAGCUGCUCGCCCAGUGUCAGCAGAGCCUGGCCCAGGCCAUGACCGAGGUGGAGGCCGUGCUGGGGCUGCUGGAGGCAGCGGGAGCGCUGAGCCCCGGCGAGCGGCGGCAGCUGGACGAGGAGGCGGGAGGUGCCAAGGCGGAGCUGCUGCUCCAGCUACUCCUGGCCAAGGAGCAGGACCACUUCCAGGACCUGCGCGCCGCCUUGGAGAAGACUCAGCCUCACCUGCUGCCCAUUCUCUACCUGAACGGCGUCGUCGGGCCGCCUCAGUCCGCAGAGGGCGCAGGCUCCACCUACAGUGUCCUGUCCAUCAUGCCCUCAGACUCGGAGAGCAGCAGCUCCCUCAGCAGUGUGGGGACCACUGGAAAGGCGCCGUCCCCACCGCCCCUCCUCACUGAGCAGCAGGCCAACGACAAGGUGGAGAACCUCUCCAUUCAGCUGCGGCUGAUGACCCGCGAGAGGAACGAGCUCCGCAGGCGCCUGGCCUUCGCCACCCAUGGAGCCACCUUUGACAAAAGGCCCUACCACAGGCUGAAUCCUGAUUACGAGAGGUUAAAGAUCCAGUGUGUGCGGGCCAUGUCGGACCUGCAGAGCUUACAGAACCAGCACACCAACGCCUUGAAGAGGUGCGAGGAGGUGGCCAAGGAGACAGACUUCUACCACACCCUCCACAGCCGGCUCCUGAGUGACCAGACUCAGCUGAGGGAUGACGUGGACAUGCUGAGACGGGAGAAUGGGAAACUGCUGCGGGAGCGCAACCUGCUGCAGCAGUCCUGGGAGGACAUGAAGAGGCUCCGCGAGGAGGACCAGAAGGAGAUCAAUGACCUCCGGGCCCAGCAGCAGCAGGUGCUGAAGCACAAUGGCUCGUCAGAGAUCCUCAACAAGCUGUACGGCACGGCCAUGGACAAGCUGGAGGUCAUCAAGAAGGACUACGAUGCCUUGCGCAAGAGGUACAGCGAGAAGGUCGCCGUGCACAACUCUGACCUGAGCCGCCUGGAGCAGCUGGGGGAGGAGAACCAGCGCCUGCAAAAGCAGACCGAGAUGUUGACCCAGCAGAGGGACACGGCCAUCCAGUUGCAGCACCAGUGUGCUCUCUCUCUGAGGAGGUUUGAGACAAUCCACCACGAGCUGAGCAAGGCCACCGCCCAGAACAAGGACCUGCAGUGGGAGAUGGAGCUGCUGCAGUCCGAGCUCACGGAGCUGAGGAGCAAGCAGGUGAAGACCGCCAAGGAGUCAGAGAAAUACAAGGAGGAGCGCGACGCUGUGUACAGCGAAUACAAGCUCAUCAUGAGCGAGCGCGACCAGGUCAUCUCCGAGCUGGACAAGCUGCAGACAGAGGUGGAGCUGGCCGAGUCCAAGCUCAAGAGCAGCACAUCUGAAAAGCAGGCAGCCAGCGAGGAGAUGGAGGCCCUGCGGCAGAUCAAAGACACAGUGACCAUGGAUGCCGGGAGAGCCAACAAGGAGGUGGAAAUCCUCCGAAAGCAGUGCAAGGCUUUGUGCCAGGAGCUGAAGGAAGCACUCCAGGAAGCAGACGUGGCCAAGUGCCGGCGGGACUGGGCCUUUCAGGAACGGGACAAGAUCGUGGCAGAGCGUGACAGCAUCCGGACCCUGUGUGACAACCUGAGGCGAGAGCGGGACCGGGCCGUGAGCGAGCUGGCUGAAGCCCUUCGUAGCCUGGAUGACACUCGGAAGCAGAAGAAUGACGUCAGCCGUGAACUUAAGGAACUCAAGGAGCAGAUGGAAUGCCAUCUGGAGAAGGAGGCUCGCUUCCGGCAGCUGAUGGCCCACAGUUCCCACGACUCCGCCAUCGACACGGAUUCCAUGGAGUGGGAAACGGAAGUUGUGGAGUUUGAAAGAGAGACGGAGGAUAUUGAUUUGAAAGCACUUGGGUUUGACAUGGCAGAAGGUGUGAAUGAGCCUUGUUUCCCGGGGGACUGUGGCAUAUUUGUUACUAAAGUGGACAAAGGAAGCAUCGCUGAUGGUCGUUUAAGGGUCAACGACUGGCUGCUGAGAAUCAACGAUGUGGACCUCAUCAACAAGGACAAGACACAGGCCAUCAAGGCACUGCUCAAUGGAGAGGGGGCCAUCAACAUGGUCGUGAGGCGGAGGAAGUCCCUGGGCGGGAAGGUCGUCACACCGCUGCACAUUGACCUCAGUGGACAGAAAGACAGUGGCAUCAGUUUGGAGAAUGGAGUGUAUGCUGCUGCUGUGGUACCAGGAAGCCCGGCCGCCAAAGAGGGGUCCCUCGCCGUGGGAGACAGGAUUGUUGCGAUCAACGGUAUUGCACUGGACAAUAAGUCUCUGAAUGAAUGUGAAUCUCUGCUGCGCAGCUCUCAAGACUCCUUGACCCUCUCCCUCCUGAAGGUGUUUCCCCAGAGCUCCUCAUGGAGUGGCCAGAACAUCUUUGACAACAUGAAGGACUCAGAUCGGAUGCUGAGUUGCCGAGCCCACGGCCCUGAGGUCCAGGGACAUAACAAACGGAACCUGUUACAGCACAACAACUCCACACAGACGGACAUCUUCUGUGCUGACCAGCUGGAGGACAGGAAGGAGCUGGGUGUCCCUGGAGGCAGCAGCUCUUUCCUGCACAAGCCGUUCCCCGGAGUCUCCUCUCCAGCCUCCCCCCAGGCCUGUCCUAGCACCUCUGAGCGUAGUCUGAACUCUGCAGAACGUGGCUACGGGCUGGUGGAUGUGCAGAGCCAGCGGCCACUGCUGUCUUUCAAGACUGAAGCGGGCCCCUGUGGGGCAGUAGAGGCUCCCUUGGACAAGAUAGACCCUGAGGGCUCUAACAGUGGCGGGACCUGGCCCAAGGCUAUGCUUGGCUCCGCAACAGGGCCUGAGAAGCUCUCCGUAUACAAGAAACCCAAGCAAAGGAAGUCCAUCUUUGACCCAAAUACUUUCAAGCGCCCACAGACACCCCCCAAAAUAGACUACCUGCUUCCAGGCCCUGGGCUUGCUCACUCCCCCCAGCCCUCCAAGAGGGUAGGGUCUCUGACACCCCCAAAGCCCCCCAGGAGAAGUGACUCUAUCAAGUUCCAACACAGGCUGGAGACCAGUUCUGAGUCAGAGGCCACUUUGGUGGGCAGCUCACCUUCCACCAGCCCUCCGAGUGCCCCACCCCCCAGCGUGGACCCCGGGGAACCCAUGCAUGCUUCACCCCCUCGCAAGGCCAGGGUCCGUAUCGCCUCCAGCUACCACUCUGAAGGGGACGGAGACACCUCCUGCUUGCCUGCCAAGAAGCCCUGUGAUGAAGACCUCACCUCCCAGAAAGUGGAUGAGCUGGGGCAGAGGCGGCGCAGGCCAAAGUCUGCUCCUAGUUUUAGGCCCAAGAUCGCUCCAGUAGUGAUUCCUGCUCAGUGUCUGGAGGUAGAGCAGGAGUGUGUUGCAGCCAGUGGAGAGCUCUCCCCAGAGGUCCAGGAAUGGUCCCCGUACUCACCAGGCCACUCUAGCCGGCAUGGCAACCCCCUGCUCUACCCCAACCGGCCAUCUGUGGGCACUGUUCCCCGGAGUAUGACUCCCAGCACCACUGUGAGCUCCAUUCUGCGGAACCCUAUCUACACUGUGCGCAGCCACAGGGUGGUUCCCUGUGGCUCUCCACCUGUGCCCCGCGAUGCUGGCCCCCAGGGCUUGUCUCCCAGUGUCCAGCACCAGGGACGCCUCAGUCUGGACCUGAGCCACAGGGCCUGCGGUGACUACUCUGAGAUGAGAGCCUCCCAGGGUUCCAACUCCCUGCCUUCCAGUGCCCGCCUUGGGUCUUCCAGUAACCUGCAGUUCAAGGCAGAGCGGAUUAAGAUUCCACUAACCCCGAGAUAUCCCCGGUCUGUCCUGGGCUCUGACAGAGGUUCAUUGUCACAUUCUGAAUGCAGCACUCCUCCCCGGUCCCCGCUGAACAUCGAUACCCUGUCCUCCUGCAGCCAGCCUCAGACCUCAGCCUCCACAUUGCCCAGGAUUGCUGUCAACCCUUCGUCCCACGGGGAGCGGAGAAAGGACAGGCCUUUCCUGGAGGAACCACGUCACGUGAAGGUGCAGAAGGGUUCCGAGCCUCUGGGCAUCUCCAUUGUGAGUGGAGAGAAGGGUGGCAUCUAUGUCUCCAAGGUGACCGCAGGGAGCAUCGCCCACCAGGCUGGCCUUGAGUACGGGGACCAGUUACUUGAAUUCAAUGGCAUAAACCUGAGGAGUGCCACCGAGCAGCAGGCCCGGCUCAUCAUCGGACAGCAGUGUGAUACUAUUACCAUCCUGGCCCAGUACAACCCACACAUUCACCAGCUCAACAGUCACUCCCGCUCCAGCUCCCACCUGGACCCUGCUGCCACCCCUUACGCUACUCUCCAGAGCAACAGUGCUGCGACUCCAGAGCAUGCCUCUGUCAUUGACCCACUGAUGGAACAGGAUGAAGGCCCUGGCACCCCCCCAGCCAAGCAGAGCACCCCCAGCUCCAGGAUUGUGGGAGAUACCAGCAAGAAGACCCCUGAACCCCGGAUUGUUUUCAUCAAGAAAUCCCAGCUGGAUCUCGGGGUGCACUUGUGUGGUGGGAACCUGCACGGGGUGUUUGUGGCCGAGGUGGAAGAUGACAGUCCUGCCAAGGGUCCUGAUGGGCUCGUGCCAGGGGACCUCAUCCUGGAGUAUGGCAACCUGGAUGUACGCAACAGGACAGUGGAGGACGUCUAUGUGGAGAUGCUGAGGCCUAAGGAUAGUGUCCGCCUGAAGGUGCAGUACCGCCGUGAGGACUUCACCAGAGUCAAGGGCCUGCCCGGCGACAGCUUCUACAUCAGGGCCCUGUACGAGCGCCUGGCAGAGGUGGAGGCUGAACUGAGUUUUAAGAAAGAUGACAUCCUGUACGUGGACGACACCUUGCCCCAGGGCAUGUUUGGGUCCUGGAUGGCCUGGCAGCUGGAUGAGCACGCCCAGAAGAUCCAGCGUGGCCAGAUUCCCAGCAAAUACGUGAUGGACCAAGAGUUCUCAAGGAGGCUCAGCAUGUCCGAGGUCAAAGAUGACAACACAGCGAAGACGCUGUCAGCAGCUGCUCGCCGCUCCUUCUUCCGAAGGAAACAGAAACACAAGCGCAGUGGGUCCAAAGAUGGCAAGGACCUGCUCACCCUGGACAACCUUUCCAGUGACUCCAUUCCCCUCUUUGAAGACUCAGUGAGCCUGGCCUAUCAGCGGGUCCAGAAAGUGGACUGUACCUCUCUUCGGCCCGUCCUCAUCCUGGGUCCUUUACUGGAUGUGGUAAAAGAGAUGCUGGUAACUGAGGCGCCCGGGAAGUUCUGCAGAUGCCCACUUGAGGUGAUGAAGGCCUCCCAGCAAGCCAUCGAGCGGGGUGUCAAAGACUGCCUGUUUGUGGACUACAAGCGGAGGAGUGGCCAUUUUGACGUUACCACAGUGGCUUCAAUAAAGGAGAUCACAGAAAAGAACCGGCACUGCCUCCUGGACAUCGCCCCACAUGCCAUCGAGCGGCUGCACCAUAUGCACAUCUACCCCAUCGUCAUCUUCAUCCGCUUCAAGAGCGCCAAGCACAUCAAGGAGCAGAGAGACCCUGUCUACCUGAGGGACAAGGUGACGCAAAGGCAUUCCAAAGAACAGUUCGAGACGGCGCAGAAGAUCGAUCAGGAAUAUAGCCGGUACUUCACAGGGGUCAUCCAGGGUGGACCCCUGUCAGGCAUUUGCACUCAGAUCCUGGCCAUGGUCAGUCAAGAGCAAAGUAAAGUCCUGUGGAUUCCCGCUUGCCCACCCUAACAGAAGGCUGUGUCAGAGGCACCUCCGUGACCAGACGUUGGGGACAGCUGGCUGGCUCGUCUGUCUGUGGACAAGCUGGGAAGGACCCUGAACCAGAACUCCAGGAACACCUCCUUUGUCAGACAGAGAGCCGCAAAGAUUUGGGCCCACCUGGUGGAUGGCAGUACUCAUGCGUGGGCUUUAAAAGCAGAAACACAAAAGACUUGAGCCUCCCACAGCCAGCCCAGCAGAGGUGCUGUGGCCAGGACCUUGCUGAUCACAAGUUUACAAAGCCUUUUCUAAGUAUUUGGUUGUCUAUGUUUACUUGAAUGGCUCCAUGUUGUCGGUGCCCAGCCCCUAAUCCCAACCCCUCUAUCACUGUCUAUUGGUUUGAUGUUCCUGUCUUGGGCAGGACAAUUCUAGAACCUCAUUUGUGGUGGUGGGU
Molecule: messenger RNA, 6198 nt
Organism: Acomys russatus (golden spiny mouse)
Lineage: Eukaryota; Metazoa; Chordata; Mammalia; Rodentia; Muridae
Gene: Dlg5
Product: discs large MAGUK scaffold protein 5
Biological process (GO): regulation of apoptotic process
Molecular function (GO): protein binding
Source: RefSeq, a predicted model, not a curated record